Molecule: messenger RNA, 8605 nt
Organism: Calypte anna (Anna's hummingbird)
Lineage: Eukaryota; Metazoa; Chordata; Aves; Apodiformes; Trochilidae
Gene: RFX7
Product: regulatory factor X7
Exons: 9
Coding region: 96-4496 (1466 amino acids)
Biological process (GO): regulation of transcription by RNA polymerase II
Molecular function (GO): DNA-binding transcription factor activity, RNA polymerase II-specific; RNA polymerase II cis-regulatory region sequence-specific DNA binding
Source: RefSeq, a predicted model, not a curated record
GUCCCCCGAGCAGCAGGGGAAGGCAACUCACUCGAGGGCUGCGGCAGAGGCCUAGUGCGGCCACCCCCGCUCCGCGUCUCCGCCGCCGCGCCCCCAUGGCCGAGGAGCAGCAGACAGAGGGGCAGCCGCCGCGGCGACUCGCCGGCACCCCGGCGCCCGGCGGGGCCCUGCCGGCCCUAGUGCCGGGGCUGCAGGGCGGCGAGGCCAACGCGCUGCAGCACAAGAUCCGCAGCUCCAUCUGCAAAAAUGUACAAUCUAAAGUGGACUGCAUUUUGCAAGAAGUUGAGAAGUUUACAGACCUAGAGAAACUCUACCUCUACCUUCAGCUGCCUUCGGGUCCCAACAAUGGAGACAAAAGUGAUCAGAUCUCCAUGUCAUCCAGCCGUGCCCAGCAGAUGCACGCCUUCUCGUGGAUACGGAACACCUUGGAAGAGCACCCCGAGACAUCCCUUCCCAAGCAGGAAGUUUACGAUGAAUACAAGAGCUAUUGUGACAAUCUUGGCUACCACCCAUUAAGUGCUGCUGACUUUGGGAAGAUUAUGAAAAAUGUCUUUCCAAAUAUGAAGGCCCGUCGUCUAGGCACAAGAGGCAAAUCAAAAUAUUGCUACAGUGGACUGAGGAAGAAGGCUUUUGUGCAUAUGCCAACACUGCCCAACCUUGACUUUCAUAAAACUGGAGAUGGGUUGGAUGGGGCAGAGCCGCCUGGGCAGCUGCAAAGUGCUGAUGAGGAAGUUGUCUCUGCGGCCUGCCGGCUUGUUUGUGAAUGGGCACAGAAAGUGCUGAGCCAGCCCUUUGAUACAGUCUUGGAAUUGGCUCGUUUCCUUGUAAAAAGUCACUAUAUUGGUACCAAGUCAAUGGCAGCUUUAACAGUAAUGGCAGGGGCACCAGCAGGAAUAAAAGGGAUCCCCCAGCCCUCUGCUUUUAUACCUACUGCUGAAAGUAAUUCCUUUCAACCACAAGUGAAAACUCUGCCAUCUCCUGUUGAUGCCAAGCAGCAGCUGCAACGUAAGAUCCAGAAGAAGCAGCAAGAACAGAAACUGCAGUCUCCUUUGCCAGGAGAAUCUCCAGCAAAGAAAACAGAAGGCACUGCAACCAAUGGUGUAACCAGUAUAUCUAAUGGAAGUCCUGCAAUUCUGUCUCCUCCACCUAUUGGCAUUGUUGUGGCAGCUGUUCCCAGCCCAAUACCGGUGCCAAGGACCAGGCAGUUGGUGACAUCUCCAAGUCCUAUGGGAUCGUCUGAUAGCAAAGUCCUGCCACUCAAUGUUCAGGUGGUCACUCAGCACAUGCAAUCAGUCAAGCAGUCACCAAAGACUCCCCAGAACGUUCCCGCCAGCCCAGUUGGUGACCGCUCUGCCCGGCAUCGCUACCCUCAGAUCUUGCCGAAGCCAGCAAACACCAAUGCUCUCACCAUCCGUUCUCCCACCACAGUGCUCUUCACCAGUAGCCCAAUCAAGACUGUUGUGCCAGCUCCACAUGUGAAUUCCUUAAAUGUGGUAAAAAUGACAGCAAUAUCUCUUGCUCCAAGCAGUGGUAGCGUGCCCGUCAAACAGACAUCCUCAGUUAGCAGUAGUGCGGGAGCAGCAGAAGAAGGGAGAACUGGUCCACAGAUCAAAAAUGGAUCAGUUGUUUCACUUCAGUCUCCAGGAUCCAAGCCUGGCACUGUCGCAGCUACACCUGCAGUCAAGAUCAAAAUGGAACCAGAAGCGUUGCUGGAUGAGAACUCAGUACAAGGCCAGGAGAGCUCUGAUGUGUCUAAAUCCAUAAAGGCUACCCCUGACCUGCCUUCUGCUCAACUAAUUCAUUUUGAGGUUGCAACACUGAAGGAUUCAGCUGAUGAUGUCAUGGAGGCAAAACCAGUUAAGGGCUGUGAUCAGGGAGCUGAAGAAACAGGGACCAAAUACAAAACACAAUCAAAUGAGAUCACACCAGUUUCUUCAGCAGGCAAUAAUCAAAGCACUGUAAAGCUUGCAGUUGCCAAUCAAAACUUGUCCAGCACCAGCAUUGGUUCACCUCCUACUGGUGAGUCUACAGUUAAAGACAAAACAUGCACUAAAAGCCCAAGAAAGAGACAACCCUCUGCACUGCAGGAUUCCCAGGUACCACCUGUAAAGAAACCACUGGUGGAGCCACUUUCAGCUGGUAAUGCUGUGGAGAGUCAAAAAGCAAACAGUGUUAAGAAAUCUCCAAAGGCUGGAUCAUUAGCUAACAGUGACAAUACAACAACACUUGCUCAAGUUCCCAGCAAGAUACCUGUGACUGUACCUGUAUCUUCUACCGCUGCAGCAAACUUAACAACAGACUUCUCUUUGAGCACCAGUUUAAAUAUCAGUGAUUCUGCUUUAGAACAGCAGCUUGCAUCAUCUCCAGAUAUAAAAGUAAAAUUGGAAGGAAACAUGUUUAUCAUAGAAAAUGAUUCAAAAUCUGAUGGCAGCUUUAACCCAAAUACCUGGCACCAUAUCACCAAAACCUCCGACUUUGCAUCUGUGAGUUGUGAUCAGCAGCAAGAUAUCAGUGUUAUGACUAUCACAGGGCACUCUGGCUCGAGUGACUUGCAGGAAUCAGCGUGGGAGUCAGUGCACUGCGAAGAUCUACAGCAAGAUGCAUACAGCCAGCAGCUACAGGGCCAGAUGCAGGACUCCUCCUUGGGUCAGAUACAAGCACAGUCUUCAAAUCAGUUACCUCUGCAGUCUGAGCUGAAGGAGUUUGAACAUACAGUCCCUCAGUCAAAUGAAAACUUCUUUUCGUUUGAUGAUGACCUCACCCAGGACAGCAUUGUGGAGGAGCUGGUGCUCAUGGAGGAGCAGAUGGCCAUGAAUAAUUCUCAUCCUUAUGGUGGUAGUCUAGGAAUAGCACUUCAGAGUCAGACUGUAGCUCAAGGAGCUCCCGUGUCAUCUCAUCCAAGCAGCGUGCACUUUUACCAUUCAAUCCAUAACAACAGCACUCCAAUUCACACUCCCACCCCCACUCCCACCCCGACUCCCACUCCCACCCCAACUCCAACACCCACCUCCGAAAUGAUCGCUGGAUCUCAGAACAUGUCCCGAGAGAGCCCUUGCUCCAGGCUGGCUCAGACGACUCCCGUCGACAGCGCUCUAGGAAGCAGCCGGCACACGCCCAUCGGCACCCCGCACUCGAACUGCAGCAGCAGCGUCCCUCCCAGCCCUGUUGAGUGCCGAAACCCUUUUGCUUUUACCCCCAUCAGCUCCAGCAUGGCUUACCACGACGCCAGCAUCAUAUCCAGCAGCCCUGUGAAGCCGAUGCAGCGGCCUAUGGCUACCCACCCCGACAAAACCAAGCUUGAAUGGAUGAAUAAUGGCUACAGCGGGGUGAGUGGCUCCUCGGUUUCAAACCACGGCAUCCUGACGAGCUACCAGGAGCUGGUGGAAGAUCGCUUCAGGAAACCUCACGCCUUCGCCGUUCCUGGGCAGUCCUACCAGGCCCAGCCACGUCAUCAGGAGACUCACUUCGGUCGAGUGACACCCGUGUCACCCGUGCAGCACCAGGCAGGCCCUGUCAGUAGCACCACCAAGCAGGAGGGCUUCGCCGUUCCCGCGCCUUUGGACAACAAAGGAACCGGUUCCUCUCUCAACAACAGCCUGAGGUGCCGGAGCGUCAGCCCCGCUGUCCAUCGCCAGCGCAAUCUCAGUGGAAGCACUGUUUACCCUGUUGCAAAUAUACCACGCUCUAACCUGGCACCUUUUGGAAGUCCGGUGACUCCCGAAGUUCACAAUGUAUUUGCUAAUAUCCAUGCAGACACCAGUGCCAAUAACAUAGCACAAAGAAGCCAGUCAGUCCCCUUGACUGUGAUGAUGCAGACAGCUUUCCCCUCUCUUCAGAAACAAACAAACACUAAAAAAAUAACCAAUGUCUUGUUAAACAAACUCGAUUCUGAUAGUGAUGAUGCAGUGAGGGGUUUGGGAAUGAACAACAUGCCCUCUAAUUACACAGCCAGGAUGAAUCUCACUCAGAUUUUGGAGACAUCCGCCCCUUUUCCUAGUGCCAACCCACAAAAUAUGAUCAAUUCCAGCACUUCAGUUUAUGAAUUCCAGACGCCAAAUUACCUCACAAAAAACAGCAGCACCGAUCAGAUCAGUUUUUCUUCUGGAGAUAACCAAGCACAAUCAGACAUCGGAGAGCAGCAAUUAGAUUUUAGCAGCACUGUAAAAGACCUUUUAGGGGAGGACAGUCUGCCAACAAACCAGCAGCUGGUGAAUCAGAUGGCAUCAGAUCUCAAUAAUGUUGCAUCUGUCUUUUCCAGCGACAUCAGGUUGUCUUCCGAGCUCUCAGGCAGCAUUAACGAUCUGAACACUCUAGACACAAAUCUACUGUUUGAUCCAGGUCGUCAGCAGGGACAAGAUGAUGAUGCUACACUGGAGGAAUUAAACAACGACCCCUUGUUUCAACAAAUCUGCAAUGAAUCCAUUAACUCAAUGACUACACCAGGUUUUGAGUGGAUGGAGAGUAAGGAUCAUCCUGCUGUUGAAAUGUUGGGUUAAUCUUGUUUUAUAAUAUGUAUGUAGCACACUGUAUCUAAAAGACAGACGUAUUGUAUUUGUCUUAAUGGAAGUGCCUCCUGCAGCAGAAACACUUGCUAUGUAUUGUGGCAUUUAAAAAAAAAAGUUUGCUGUACCCGUUUCUCAUUCCUCAGCAGGGAAAAGGCAGUCUUACCAAUUUUAAACAAAUCUCUGAGGGUGAUGGGCUGCCAAAGAGCCAGUAUUAAAAUUUGAAUUUUAUAGUGUUUCCCAAUCAACAUUUCUUAUUGUAGCAAAUAAAGAAGUGGUCAAUAGGCAGCCACCAGUGACAGCUAUGGGUGAGGGUUUUAAGUCGAGCUGGUGAGUAGGUUGUCCAUAUUUUGUAUUCCUUGCUGCUUCUUACUCCUGGCUGACCUUUGCUGUCCAGAUCUGAAACACAGGGUGCCUGCAGAUAGGUUGUUGGUGGGGAGUGAGUACAGGUGAGCCAGGUGAGAUGCAGGUGCCUGAUCCUAGUGUAGCUCCUCUUGAGCACUGCUCAGUGAUGAACUGUGGGAAAUCUCCGUGGCGCUGGUGCCACUGACAUCUCUAGUAAAGUGCAGGGAUAGGACAAACUUAACAGGAGUGAUCAAGGAGAAAGAAAGAUGCACUAAAUUUUUUAUUUAAGAUAAAUAAAUCUAUAUGAUUAUUUUGCCCAUUAUUAUUCACAUCAUACUUGAUAUUUUAGUUCUCACUUCAGUAUUUUCAUAUUACGUAAAAUUCAGGCAAAAAGCUUUUGAGCACUGAGAUUUAAUCUGGGCAUAACACCCUAUUUUAAAGUCAUAGUUACUUUUUAAUUAUUUAUCAAUGCUAGAGAAGGAAUGUGAUACUUUCCCUCUUUUUUUAAGUAAAAAAAGCUGCUGCAGCUCAUUAAAAUACUAUUUUUAAAGAUUCAUAUUUUAAGUUUGCUCUUUCCUAACCUAGUGAAGGGUGUAGGAAGAUACUCUUUUCUCUGUAUUUCAGUAGGUUGAGCCUUUCUGUCUUUCUUACUCUCUUUCUCUCAAACAAAAGAUGAGUAAAAUGUUAAAAAUGUGGUCGAUCUAAAAAUAUUUCAUACAGAGCCAUAAUACUGCACCUUACAGGUACACAGUAAGACAUGAUCUAUUUUUGGUAAAAAUUCACUUAAAAGUACUGUUUUAGAAGCCUGAAUUCCAUCUUCCUAAAUUAUUUGACAGGGCUGGUGAAUUUUUUUUUUUUUUUUUUUAAGAAGUCCUUAGCUGCCCCUCUGGAAAAUGAGAGUUGAGUUAGACUUUUGCUUUAUUAGUUCACUUAAACAAAAAAAGACCUCUUGUUUUAUCCACAUGGCAUGGAUCUCUCUGAUGGUCAAAAGAGAGAGCUACUUAGCCAGCCAUGGCCCUGAUGCUGUAAAGAGGACUUGCAGAGGCAAGGUUUUACAAGAGUUGGUGUACUGAGGGAUGCUAAAAUGCCAUCUAGUAAGCAUAGUAUAAAAUUGAUUAUUUCUCCCAUGAACUGACACAAAACAGAAAACAGAACAGAAAACACUUUCCUCUCUUGCAUUACUUCUUUGAAUUAAAGGUUGUGAACUUCUGAGGGGGGAGGCAAAAUAAGCUUCCCUAGAUUUAUGUGAAGGGAAGAUGCCUGCAUUAUUUGGGGUGAUUAGUUGGUUCUUUGUUUUAAGUGUUGUCCUGGCUUGGGCCAGGAUGAAGGCUGUUAAUUUCAGCAAGUGCAGCUACUUAGAAGAGACUUAGCUGAAAGCUAAAGUACAAGACAGCAAAUUAUCUUUAUCCUGGCCCAAACCAGGACAAGUGUCUUGGUGGUCUUCUGUUUCUUUAGCUUUGCUGAUAACUUGAGACCCCAGUACUGGUCCAUUUUUUUGGCGGUGCUGAUUCAAAUUGUGCUGCUGCGUGGUCACUUGAAGUGCUGCUGUCCUGCAGCUUCUCCUGCUCCUGUCCCAGUGCAUCACCAGUCUGUGGCCUCUUCUGCAGGGACAAAGAGUUGUGCUAAGCUGUAGCACCUUAGGGGGGAGGCUGAUUUCACUGCGCUUGCAUCAGAAGUUGUGCCACUUUGUUCAGAUCCCUCCUUGGACCACGUGCACAUGCAGUGGUGUGGUUUGUUUCAUUUAAAGCCAAGUGACCCUUAUAAUUUUUGUUAAGGAAAUGGGGAGGAGACUGAAAACUGUGUGGUAGCCUUCUGCUUGUUAUCUUGCUGGGUGUCUGUUGGGAAGUCUUGAACCAUUUUUCCUGUAGGCUGAAGCUGAAGAUGGCAGAGCUUGGGUAAUGUGCCUGCCCACAGCCUUUCCCCAGAGAUGUGCUGAAUAUCAUCCUACCUUGUUGACUUCACUGGGUCUUGAGAGACACUCAUUACCUCUUUUGUUUUUUUUCCCCCCACCCUGUGCAAAGUGCCAGCACUGCUGUGGACAGGUGAAACCUACCUGAAGGAGAGUGAUGAGGGGAUGCGAGUGCUGGUGCUGCAGGGGGAAGCUGCACACGUGCUGCAGCAGCCCCUGCAUUUGUGUGACCUGUUGGCCUGACCUCCAGGUCUCUAAUACAGAGACUGUGGGGGAAAAACAAAUUUUUGCCUAUUUCCACUACCUAAGAGCAUUUCUCAGAGAGCAGGAGUAGAUUUAAAGCUGGUGCGUUCUAAAUUAUGCAUCCUUCACCAAAGGUUUUUAAAAGUGUGUUUAAAACUAGUUUUAAACACACAGAUUACAUUGGGCCUAAUGUGAUUUAAUUGGCAGAAAUAUUCUAUAAUCAGUGGAUUUAAAGCUAAUACAGGUUUAAUUUAAAAAGUGUCAAUUUCAAUAAGGGUUGUUUCAAGUGAACUCCAAGGCACAGGCACAGUUUUGUACAUUGAUAUGUAUUAUUUCAGAGGUGUUUGUGUGUUGGUGUUGUCAUUAAUAAUGUUAGGUCCCUGUACUUAGUGGUAGUUAGUUCUUUACUAAACAUUGAGACAGAGCACUACUGCACACCAAAGUAUGCAAUACCCAAAGGAAAAUUCUGUCAUUCUAACAAAUGGAAGCCUCUGUCAGAUACUCCAAAACUCAGAGUGAGACAGUUCUGACCCCUUGUUUACAUUAUUGGCUUCCUACUGACGUAAGAAAUAAAUUAUUUUGAUAGCAAUUUUUGCUAAAGUUAUACAAACUAGUGAGUUUGUACCCCUGUGUACAGUAUUGCAGCAAACACUUUAAAUUUGGUUGGUUGGUUAGUCCAGCAAACUUUCUGGGUUCAUAUAUUGCACUAAAAUUCUGUUGAACCUGUGGCAGGCACAUUCCGUAGGAUAAAUGCAACAAAUACGGCCCACAGAUUAAAAAAAAAAAAAAAAAAAAAAAAAGAAAGCAAAGAAAAAAAACCUUUUUAAUGUGUUUCAUUAUUAAAAGGCAAAAUGUCAUUAAAAGUGACAGGUGAAAUUGUCUUAUGUAGCAAUGUGCAUUGAUCUCAAUGAGAUAUUUCUAUUUCUUAUUCUCUUACAUGAGAAUAUUACAGCAGGAAAAAAAUUAAGUUUAGUUUGCUUCACCAUGUUAAUACAUGAUCACAAAACGUGCAUGAGUGUUAAUGACUUAAUCUUGUACAGUACUAGAUAUAUUCCUGUAACCACUUUUAUUUUUUUUAUUCUUUUGCUGUAUUGAAACUGGUUCAGUGUUAACCAGGUGAGCAUAGUUAUUCACAAGUUAUUUACUUUUUUAUGUUAACUAAUUCAGCUUAGUUAUUGUUGAGUAUGUUCCUUUCUUGGAUUAUUUUUUAUUGUUCUGGUGUUGAAAAACAUUUUUGCAUAAUUUUAUCAUGAUAAGAAUUCAUGAAGUAAAUAAUUUGCAAAUAAUUGCAAUAAGCACUGACUUAUGAACUGAAAAGAAGGAAAGCGUUUCUUGUGCAGUGCAUCUGAGGUUCAUAUAAUAGUCUUGUACUAUACUGUGCUUUAUUUACUGCACCAUAAGGAAAGAAAAAUACCUGUUCCACGUUUUCAUUUAGUGCAGGAAAUCCAGUUUCCCCCCUCUUCCCCAGUGUUUUGUUGUCUGUUGUACUGCUGAAACUACAGUAGUUGAAUAUUGCAGUAGCAUUUCAGUUAUUUUUUUUAUUGAAAGUGCUCAAAAAUUGUUUUUUAAAUGUUUUCAAAAACAAUAAAAACAUUUUAUAUUACAA